Messenger RNA from Suillus discolor, 741 nucleotides. RefSeq lists its product as uncharacterized. The transcript has 8 exons. Lineage: Eukaryota; Fungi; Basidiomycota; Agaricomycetes; Boletales; Suillaceae. The record is from RefSeq and is a predicted model, not a curated record. The coding region runs from base 1 to 741 and encodes 246 amino acids.
AUGCAGUACCUCUCCCUUUAUCACGGUCUUUUGUUUGCUGAUGGUUUCUCCGCAGAGAGGUAUCGAUGUUAUGAUGAUACACACGGCUACGCUGCUAUCAUUGUAACCACUUACACUGAAUAUGUUGCGAGCUUUGACGCUAGCCCGUGGACAAACUUCGCCAACGAGCCCCUUGCUGGCCAGCUUUGUUUUACAUUCUCAGAGGUCGCUGUUUCCUUGCUUACUGACAUCGCAAAGAUCCUUCCUUUGUACUAUUUCAGCACCAGGGCAAUGAAAUUAGCAAAAUUUUACGCCGACGACUACCUAACGCAGCAGCAACAGCACUGGCAUGACGCUGAACUGUACCACUUGCGGUGCACUGAUUGCCCAUGGAAAGACGCCUGUCGUAUGGGAAGAAAUGGUCUUAGACUAGACUACUACGCUCUCAAACCAAACUAUUGUGAUGGGUGGCAAGGAGCUUUAGGAUCAUCCAAGCACCAUCAAAUCACUUCUACCUGGAUUGUGGUGCUGGUGAGGGACUGGGAGACGACCCAAUUAGAACAGAAAUCGCUGGUGCGACCCCUUCAGAAGCUAGUCCGAGGCGAGCAGAUUCUAUGGAGUGGACAGUCUGGUCUCCAAGAUGUCGACCUGAUCGUGUGGCCACGCGCUGCAUCAUCAGCAGAAAUUUUCUGGAGUGAGAAGCAGCCCACUGGCGCUGCACUCAACGUCACCGGGGCACUUCCUCUCCUCAUUUGCACAUAA